Trichoderma atroviride IMI 206040 is the source of this 1308-nucleotide messenger RNA. Lineage: Eukaryota; Fungi; Ascomycota; Sordariomycetes; Hypocreales; Hypocreaceae. The record is from RefSeq and is a predicted model, not a curated record.
AUGUCGAGUCUCAUACACAGCCCCCCUGGCAAUGGCCCGUCGCAUGAAGACCGUGUAGGCCGCCCCAUGGUCCGAUAUCUCUUGGAUACAUAUUCCAUGGAGCAGAUUCAAAAGCUGCUCGAAGAAGAAGCAUGUGCGCUGCCAUUAUUGCCAUCCCGGUCAUCGCCUUUACAAGCCUUCAAGCCUAUCAAGGAGACAUUCUUUGCAACGCUUGCUGCUACCCAACAAAGACGAGAAAUGCUCACGGCAGAAAAAGCGCUUUUGAACUUGGCAAAUGACAGCGUCGCAGAGAUCGUGGGCGAAGAAAACACGGGCGAUUUAAGAAUAGAGAAACCUCCAAAGAAGAAGGAGUACAUCUGUGGCUUCUGUAGCGAAUACGGAAUCUAUAAAAGGCUGUCGAGGCCGAGCGACCUGAAGCGUCACUUGGAAAGCACGCACCAUACCAACAAUCUGUGGGUCUGCCCCAAAGCCAACUGCCGGAGGGUCUUUCAGUGGCUGGGAGCCUUCAAAGAGCACGCCAGAUGUUAUCACAAGGUACGCGUUAGGAUUUACGAUGCCGAGGUUAUCACGCUUUGUCCCCAGACUGUCUUUGCGUGCGGCUUUGAAGGCUGCAGCCAAGUCUACGAGGCACCAUCGGAGUUUGAAGUGAGCCCAGCAAGAGACACAUACAUCGCCCACGUCGUCACCCAUUUGCAGAGUAUCCUGGAUAAGCCCAGAGCAUGGUCCUUCACAUGUAGGAUGCGCAACUUGCUUCGUCAAAGUGCUUUGUCCAAUAUUUGGCGGCAUCUAUCACCUACAUACGACGAAAAUCAGCAGCUAAACUGGGAUGCACGGUCAAGCAGCGUGCUUCAAAAGCUUCUAGAGACAAGACACCUCGGCAGCCCGAUUGACUUGAUGCGCAAUGCCAUUGCAUUGGGAUCCGGCCCCUGCAGAGAAGUUCAGCUUGCCCAAGGCAACGCUGUAUUGCCCAUUCUUGGUGAGUGCCAGGCGGAGGUGCAUCAGAUCGAUUUGCCUGCCGAUAUGCCUGCCGAUAUGCCCGCCGUUCAAGCCACUCCUUCGCCAGCGGAGCCUGGUGACGACACCGCGGAAUCUGCCACCGCCAACUGCAGUGAAUCUUUGGUUGCUCCCAAUCAUAGUGAUGCACUGCAAAGUGUCUAUCGACUAGAGCAUUCGCAUCAGGACGCGAUGCAAGAGAUAUUGGACUCUCUUCAUGACCAGCCUGUAGAGCAGCAAUACCUUUCGGAAGAUUUUACAGACCCAAUGGAGUGGAUUGAGAACAAUGACGAGGAGGGCAAUGACAUUAUCUAG